AUGCCCUCCAAUAGCAUAAACAAUGGUAGUAAGAAGUUAACAUCGCCAGCAGAGGCGGAUGAUAUUGUUAGUCGAAUCAAUGGAAAUUUUGGACGCUGGCAGUUGCGUACCACUUUAUUAAUAUUUCUGUGCAAAAUACCCUCGGCUUGGUUUAUGGCUUGCCUUAUAUACACUGCACCGACUCCACAAAAAGGACAAUACUACUGUAAGACUUCGGAGCAACUACAGAACAGCAACAGCCUACAAUUGGAUCACCAACAAAAUGUGACAAGCGAUCGAUGGUUGGCGAUGACAGUUCCAACAGCAACGGAGGAACAACGAACGGAUCGUAUUUUUCGUGUGGAUGCAUGUAAUAUUUAUGAAGAGCAAUUAGUGCAAAACUUUGCGGCGCGUUAUGCCAACUACACAAAUCCGUUCACGCGACCGAUAGAAUUUACUGAUAAGCGUAGUAACGCAGCUGAAGUGGACACUUUCGAUAAUAGCAGCGUCGAGACUCGCAAGGUCAAUGUAAUUCCCUGCGAGCACUUUCAGCACAAUUCCGACUACAUUUCGCUGGUAACACAAUUCGAUUUAGUUUGCUCCCGACAGGUGCUGGUAUCUUUAACGCAGUCGUUUCAUUCGUUCGGCGCGCUCAUCGGUGGCUUAAUAGCGUUUAACGUUCUAAAGCACAUCAGUCCACGGCGUUUGAUGUUGAUCGGUAUGGUCUUUCAGAUUGUGUGCGGCAAUUUAACUGGAUUGGUGACAACUUUCCCGCUCCACAUCUACUUUCGUUGUAUAACUUCACUCUUCUGCGCUCUCAUGUACACUUCCGGACAGAUUAUUCUUGCAGAUAUCUCGGGUGGUAGAUCCAAAAUAAUUGUAACAACGCUUUUUGAAUUAUUUUGGUCGAUUGGCCUCAUACUGUUGCCGGGUAUAUCAAUCUUUUUUGAUAGUUGGAGUCAAUUGUAUGUAGCGAUAUCAUCUUCUCUAAUUGUCCUAGUUUUUCUACACAAGUGGAUUGUGGACUCACCACGUUGGUUACUGAGACAUAACAAAAUAGAUGAAGCGCUGCAAAUACUCCUCGAAUCAGCUACAUUCAACAAUCGGGAAAUACCAUUAAAUUUGGAAUCGCAAUUACUUUCUUACGCAAAAAAGCUUCAAAGCACCCCACAAUCUACUGGUUACUGGUCAAUUUGGGAUGGUAAGACUAAGAAAAAGUUCUUAUUUGCUAUACACUGGACCUGGGUGGGAACUGGUAUACUAGUAAAUGUAAUGCUGAUUUUAAUAAGAUCCCUAGGUGUGGAGCAUAUACAUGCUAACACAGUUAGUUUAGGUUUUGCUGAAAUGGUGGGAGUAUUUUUAGGUUUAUUUUUUAUACUUUUUACGAGACGUCAUUGGUUGUGGACUGGCUAUGUCAUGUUGGCAGCAGGACUAAGUACUUAUUUGGUUUGGCUAGUACCAGGAACAAUUAAAGAAAGUCGACGUAUCGGUUUGGAAUUGAUUUUCUGGAUUGUACUUAAGUUGGCCAAUGCGACAGCUCAAUCUGUGCUUAUCACCUGCACUGGUGAAUUGGUGGCACCUGAAAAGCGACCAAUGCUAAGUCUGUCCGUAGUUACGUUCAGUCGUUGUUGUGUGACUAUAGCACCGUUCAUAUCUACACUUACUGUCUUCCAUCAGCUUAUACCGAUUACAGUUUUUGCUACAUUGGGUGUCAUUAAUGGUAUCCUUAUGUUUAUGGUAAACAGUUCGUUUUGGAGUGUGGAACAACCACGUAUUGAGAAGGUACCUACACCAAAUACGUAUCGGCGAAACUCUGCAAUUGUUAUGCGUAGAGUAUCCACUUGCUCAUCGGAACUGAGUUCCAGCAGCUCCGUAUAUGGUAAUAUAUAUAGCCCACAAUAUAAACAAACGAUCAGCAUAUCAGAUCUUUGGCGAUUAGAUAUACGGUGCCAACCAACUGACGAGUGUGAUAGUUUGAAUCAAUUAGAGCUGGCAAACUUACGAUCAAGUAGUUAACACUUAAACUGAGAAUACACGA
Messenger RNA from Teleopsis dalmanni, 2017 nucleotides. RefSeq names its product solute carrier family 22 member 13-like. Bases 1 to 1995 code for a protein of 664 amino acids. Gene Ontology annotation, biological process: transmembrane transport. The transcript has 6 exons. Lineage: Eukaryota; Metazoa; Arthropoda; Insecta; Diptera; Diopsidae. The record is from RefSeq and is a predicted model, not a curated record. Gene Ontology annotation, molecular function: transmembrane transporter activity.